AUGACCGCUUGGCCAGUUAUCGCGCCGCUAGGGGAGGGCGUGGGGCUCGAGGCGACUGCACUUGAUGAAGUCGUACUACCCGAAGUUGUAAUAACCGGAAGAGUACCUCCGGAAAGGGUUUCUCCAGGAAAGAUGCCUCCCGGAGCUGUACUCCGUGAAGAUGUCCCCCCUGGCGCCGAUAUUCCAGCUUGUGUUGAUACCAGGGGACUAAGAGAGCUGGUGGGCACUGUGACAGGCACCGUAGCAAAGGCAGAUGAAGCCGGAGAUUUCGGCCCUGAUGUUACCAUCUCAAUAGGCACCCUCUCCAAGAAGGUCGACAGUUGA
Molecule: messenger RNA, 324 nt
Organism: Colletotrichum truncatum
Lineage: Eukaryota; Fungi; Ascomycota; Sordariomycetes; Glomerellales; Glomerellaceae
Source: RefSeq, a predicted model, not a curated record